Molecule: messenger RNA, 3651 nt
Organism: Siniperca chuatsi (mandarin fish)
Lineage: Eukaryota; Metazoa; Chordata; Actinopteri; Centrarchiformes; Sinipercidae
Gene: gpr25
Product: G protein-coupled receptor 25
Exons: 1
Coding region: 2081-3205 (374 amino acids)
Biological process (GO): immune response; G protein-coupled receptor signaling pathway
Cellular component (GO): membrane
Molecular function (GO): G protein-coupled receptor activity
Source: RefSeq, a predicted model, not a curated record
CCUCUACAAAAAGUCAGUAAUAAAAUGGACGUGUAAACAUAAGUCACCACUUCAAAUCACCAAACUAACUGGUGAAAGUGAGUAAAUAGAAGUACAGAACAGUUUACAUCCAGUCUGUUUCAGUAGAGCUGCUCUGAGGCCAAAGGGAAGGAGACUGUUGUUGUUUGACCAUGAUCAGCUCUAAUGGGGUCAAUGACAAGUAAACGUUGCUGAGAGACAUGUGACAUGGACCCUGGCUGAUAUUUGCAUUUAAAUUUUUACUUAAGUUUUUUUUUAAGUGAAAGCAAUUAUUGCUGUGUGUAAUUUUGUAAUAAGUGUCCUUGCCACUGUGUGUAUGUGAUCUGCCGAGGGUCUGCAGAUGAAAAUUGGGUUUAAGAUCACUCUGGUACAAUACAUCAAAUGAUAACAUCUAUGUUUAAUAUUGUCCCUUACAAAUAAAACCAAAUAAAUAAACAACAUCACUCUGUGAAAUGUGCACUUUCAUCAGUACAGCUUUGUCAUGAUGAAUGAAACUUUAAUGAAGUCCAAAGUGGUUAUGUUAACUAACACAAGAAUGAAUCACGCAAAUACUUCAACGUCAAAACUAAACAAACACUACUGCAUGUGAUACAAAGGGAAGGUGAUAUAAGGACUGUCAGUGAACAGACUGCACAUAACAAUAUAUGCAAUAUGUGUCGAAUAUAUAUAGGCACAAAGCUAUUCAAAAGCUGUUUAAUCUGGGUUUGAGAAUGAAUGGAUAGGUAGAGGAAAUAUUAAAGAAUUAACAGUUUGUAAAUUGAGACUCUGCCUGCUCCUUCCUGGCUUUAACCAGAAGCAUGUUUUCACCAACUCUCAGCAAAGGAAACACUCUCUUUUGCAGAAGAUGAGCUGAGACAUUCGCUCCAGAACCGCAGGCAGUCUGAUUUUAGGCAGGAGGUCGCCACAUAUAAAACAGAAGUAAAUCUCACCUGCCCCCUACUGGUCACACACAUCUAAUACACUAUGAUACAAGAAAAGAGGAUAAUUCUCACCAAUAUAAGAUAGGAAUCUGUCCUCUUCUGUAUUUAUAAGACAGAUGUGACAAUUCAUCUGAGCAAAUAUCUACGGAGUUGCCACACACACACACACACUGUCUGUCUUGGGGAAUAUUUUAACAUAUAAAGUCUUUUGCAACAGGGAAUUUAUGAACAGCUACCAUGUUAAACUAAUUUGCAGUGGUGGAAAGUAACUAAGUACAUUUACUCAAGAACCAUACUUAAGUACAAUUUAGUAUUUCCAUUUUCUGCUACUUUAUACUUCUACUCCACUACAAUCCAGAAGCGAAUAUUAUACUCUUUACUCCACUACAUUUAUUUGAUAACUUUAGUUACUAGUUACUUUGCAGGUUCAGAUUAAUAAUACAAUUACAAUCAAUAAAUUAUGGUGUUCUAUUAUCUGUUAAGAUAAGGUUUUAUUGAUUGCUUGGUGAAAUUCACAAGCUACUGUAUAUAUAGUAAAAAAUAAGCCUCACCUUUACCAGCUGCAACAUUAAAGUAAUGUACACAUUAGUGCAUUAAUAAUUAUAAUUCAGUAAUAUAAUAUAUGACUCUGAAAUGGGCUGUUCUGCACAAUGAUUACUUUUACUUUUUGUUCUUUAAGUAUAUUUUGAUGCUGUGUACUUUUACUUAUUUAUUUAGAGUAUUUCUACACUGUGGCAUUGCUACUUUUAAUGACAUAAAAUAUCUGAGUACUUCUUCCACUACUGCUCAUUUGUAAACUUACACGCUUUUAUUAAUUAGUGCAAAAUAUUGUACUGGCUCCCUGUUAUCCAUUAUACACCCUGCUGUGCCCAUAAUGGUGCCAUGAUGCUUUGUAAUUUCAGAGAUUUAAUUGACAUGAUUUCAAAUCAAUAAAGAAAAUAGUCUCUUUGACUCACUAAAAUUACACGUGAAAGCACAGUGAGAGGAAGGCUGUCUGUAAUGAGAGGUGAGAGGAAGCGAGCUGAGAUCUCUAUUUUUUGCUGUGGUUUUCACAAGCAAUAUCAAGUAGCAGCAUGUAGACUUAGUUACAUUAACCACGCUGACAAACCAACAGCUGCACUGCCUCUCUGUGAUCUCUCAGAAUGGACGCCUACACUGAUUAUCAAGUUUAUGAUUACACUUACAGUGACAACUUCACCGACAAUGAAUCAUCAUAUUUUAAUAUCACAGUGGAUUGUCCCGGCUCACAACUCCAUGGCUCCAACAUCUUCCUGCCCGCACUCUAUUACCUCAUCUUUUUCACUGGCUUUUUGGGCAACCUGUUUGUGAUCUCAGUCGUGGGCGGCAAAGGUAGGAGAGGUGGGCGUCUGGUGGACACUUUUGUUAUCAACCUGGCCCUGGCCGACCUCAUAUUCGUCCUCACACUGCCUCUGUGGGCCAUCUCUGCCAGCCAGAACGGCUACUGGGACUUUGGACCAAGUGGGGACCUGCUGUGCAAGCUGAGCAGCUACAUCAUUGCUGUGAACCGCUUCUCCAACAUCUUCUUCCUCACCUGCAUGAGUGUUGAUCGCUACCUGGCUGUGGUGAAGCUGAUGGAUUCCAGGUACCUCAGGAGCAGUGGGUGCAUCCGUACCACUUGUGCCUUAGUCUGGUUGAGCUCCCUGGUGCUCGGCAUCCCGUCCCUGCUGUACCGCAGUGUGCAGCGGUCCGUUAAUGGACUGUCCUGCGUGGAAAAUAACAACUCACCUUUUUUUCUUGGCCUGAGCCUGACCAUGGCGUUACUCACCUUUGUCUGCCCAGUGUUAAUCAUCGUGCUCUGCUAUGGCACCAUCAUCGUGCAUCUCAACAAGCACUGUGUUGCCGCUGCCAAUCCUCGAGCUGAAGCCCGCCGCAGACACUCCCUCAAGAUGGUCCUCUCCAUUAUAGUGGCCUUUGUGGUGUCCUGGCUACCUUUCAACAUUUUUAAAGUCAUCAUAAUUGUCUCGCAGCUCUCAAAUGUUGAUCUGAGUUGUGAUACUCAGUCGUGGCAAAGUAACGGGCUCCUCAUCUCGUGCUGCCUGGCUUUCCUCAACAGCUGCGUGAAUCCAGCCAUUUACUUUUGCCUGGACCAUCACUUCAGACACCGGGCCGAGAUCCUGUACAAGACCUGCAUAGGAAACCCAAAGCUACUGCACAGCUACAACUCUUCAGCUUCAUUCAACAACGCUGGCACUUCAGAGAGCUUUGGAACAACUGGUGGGAGAACUCAGCUUCAGAUGUCUGAGUAGGAGGAGAAGACACAACUCUUUAAUUUUGAAACUAAUAAAGUUAUUGUUCUGUUAUCCGUUAGGAUCUAUGUGACAACUUGUAAUGCUCAUCUGGGUAAUGAGAGAAUUUCUCGCAAGGGAUCUUUAAAUAUUGAGGAAAAGCAGAUCCACGGCAAGACAAGAUUUCUCAAUGCAGUGCUGUACAGUUUGUUUUGUUUCAGUUAGUACAAUAAUGCGAUUUUAUUUUGUCAUAUUUCCUAUUUUGCUGUUUAUACUGCUCAUAGUAUACCAUACAGUACAGUAAUGUUCAUUUAAUCCACUGAUAUCUUUGUUUGUUUGUUUGAAAAUCAUUAACAUUUUGUAGCAUUAGUAGAGUACAAGUGUAUCAAUUUACAGGUGUAAAUAUAAUUUUAAAAUGUGUACUAUAACUGAUAAGUUGCUUUUUUAUAUAUAUAUAUAUUGAAGAA